ACGCCACGGGCGGACUACACUUCCCGGCAUCCUCCGCGCGGCGCAGGCGUAGGGUGUCGGCGUACGCCGCGGGCGGACUACACUUCCCGGCAUCCCCCCGCGCGACGCAGGCGCGGCGCCUCACGGCGGCGGGGCGCAUGCGCGGCGGCACCCCGGAAGCGGCGCGGAGAGGCGGAGCGGCCGCGCCCGGCACCUGCCCGGCCCUGGGGGCGGGCGCCGGCAGCCCCCCGCCCCCCACCCCCCACCCCAAAACCCCCCCGGCGGGGGUCGGAGCAGCGCGGUGGGGACGCCCCGCCGGCGGGUGCCAUGGUGCCCUGAUGGAACCCACCGCCUUCCCCCAGCUCCAGCUCUGGUGCCCGCGGCCCUUCGGCGCUUACAACGCCGCCGCCGCCCCCCCCAAGCAACCCCGGCCCCCCCCGGCCCCCAACCCUUUCUCCUGCCGCCCCGCCGAGGAAAACGCCGGCGGCCCCCCGGAAAAAACGCCGCCGCUGCCGACGCCGCCGCCGCCGCCGCCGCCGCCGCCUCCCGCAGAUGCCGCCCCGGCUCCCCCGGCGCCGGCGGAGGAAGGGCGGGUGCUGCUGGACACCUGGUACGUCAUCAAACCCGGCAACACCAAGGAGAAAGUGGCUUUUUUCGUGGCCCACCAGUGCGGCGGCGGCGGCGGCGGUGGGGGUGGCGGCGGCGGCGGCGGCGGCCGCCCCACCACCAUGAAGGUCAAGGGCAACUGGGGCAACGACAGCUCCAAAGCCAAGCGGCGCCGGCGUUGCCACGACCCGGCGAAGAACAAGCCGUGGGCUAGCGGCGGCCGGGAAGCGGCGUGCCCGCUCGCCGGCCAACCUCCCGCCGAAUCGCCUCCCCCCGACUUGCUGUCGGUGGCCGAGAUGGUGGCCUUGGUGGAGCGGAGGACGGCGCUGGCCUUGCAGAGCUUCCCCCGGCCCUGCGGCGCCGCCGCCGCCGCCCCCAUCGUCUUCGUGGAAGCGGCCGCCGGCGGCGAAACCAAAACGCCCGGCGGCUCCGAUUGCAGCCGGGUGGCCGAAGCCGUAGCCCACUUCGAGUCGCGGCAACGGGAACGCGGCGGCGGCGGCGGCGGCGGCGGCGGCGCUCCACCCAACGGCAUGUGUCGCCCGGGCGCCGCCGAAUGCGCCGCCGCCGCCGCCGCCUCGUCGUCUUCGGCGUCGCCGGCUGCCGGCGAGGUGCGUAUCGCUUUCCGUAUCUCCAGCGGUCGCGAAAGCCGGCCCGGAACCGCCGCGGCCGAGCCGGGGGCUGCGGGGCGGCCGAAUUGCGUCUUCAUGAGCUGCGGGACGGGCAACGGCGGCGGCAACGGCGGCGGUCGCGCCAAGGACAAGAUCACCUGCGACCUCUACCAGUUGAUCAGCCCGUCCCGCGACGCGUUGCCCAACAACGUGGAGUUCCUCCUGGCCACCGCCGGCGCCAAAGGGGACGGGGACGGCCCCGCCGCCGCCGCCGCCGGGUGCGGCGAGGGGCCGGCGAGCGCCGCCGGCAAAGCGGAGCCGGGGGAAGGAAGCGGCGAGACGAUGCCGGCGACGGCGGCGGCGGCGGCGGCGGCGCGGGAUUGCGCCGCCGGCUUCCACGUGGACGUGGUGGUGACGGGGGUGGUGGACCAAUGCGUCUUCUUCGGCAAAGACAGCGCCAAGAAGAUGAAGGAGGAGACGGUGCGGCUGCCGGCGGCGGCGCCGCAGGAGGACCCGCCGCCGGGGCAGCUCUUCCUCCUGCCCGUCCCGGAGGAGGCGACGCCGGCGUCGGAGGCGUCGGAAGCGGGCGAGGAAGCGGCGGCCGUCCCCGACCCUUCGCUUUGCCGCUUGUACCGUCACGUCUCCCACGAUUUUUUGGAGAUCCGUUUCAAAAUCCAACGCCUGCUGGAGCCCCGGCAGUACAUGCUCCUCCUGCCGGAGCACGUCAUGGUGAAGAUCUUCAGCUACUUGCCCACCCAAGCGCUGGCCGCCCUCAAAUGUUCCUGUCACUAUUUCAAAUCCAUCAUCGAGACCUUCGGGGUGCAGGCCACCGAUUCCCGCUGGAACCCCGACCCCCUCUACCGCGACGACCCCUGCAAGCAGUGCAAGAAACGGUACGAGAAGGGGGACGUGUCCCUCUGCCGCUGGCACCCCAAACCCUACCACCACGACCUGCCUUACGGCCGAUCCUACUGGAUGUGCUGCCGGCGAGCGGAUAAGGAAGCGCCGGGCUGCAGGGUGGGCCUGCACGACAACAACUGGGUGCACCCCCGGCGCGAGGACGGCAGGUGAAGGGACGGCCGGCGCCGGCGGCGGAUUUUUGGAGGCGGGGGGGGGACAACGGGAGCGGGGAGAAAGGAAAAGAAAGG
Molecule: messenger RNA, 2341 nt
Organism: Chroicocephalus ridibundus (black-headed gull)
Lineage: Eukaryota; Metazoa; Chordata; Aves; Charadriiformes; Laridae
Gene: FBXO46
Product: F-box protein 46
Exons: 2
Coding region: 138-2264 (708 amino acids)
Molecular function (GO): protein binding
Source: RefSeq, a predicted model, not a curated record